AUGUCGGGUCCUGUGGUGGAUAUACUGAUAAGGAACGACAAGGCAGCUGCCCUCGAAGCGCUUCGGAAUCUGUGGAGCUACCGACUGUUGGAGGUUGUUGACAAUGGAUCUGAAUGCCAUGAAAACAUCACGGUUUGCUUGUAUGGAGCACUUAUUUUUGAGCCGGCCUGUGUCACUGUACGCAUUUUGGAGACUAUCACAUUGAAAUUGUUUACCUGA
Ostertagia ostertagi is the source of this 219-nucleotide messenger RNA. The record is from the annotation of a GenBank genome assembly. NCBI's taxonomy places the organism in Eukaryota, Metazoa, Nematoda, Chromadorea, Rhabditida, Trichostrongylidae.